UGACGCUAACGGUUUGCGAUGCGAGAGAUCGUCGAUUGUGUUGACUCCUGGUAUUCACUGAAAAAUCCACCAAACAACACUGGUUAAUUAUUCACCGCCUAAUUGUUCAACUCAAUCAACUUGACGUGAAGUUCUCUACUGACUUGACCACAAUGGUAUUGAAUAAACGUGACCUGGAGAAGGCUUUCUCUCCAGGAAAGUCCCGGAGAUUUGGCAAACGUCGUUCGGGAGUUUCAUUCAAGCCCAGCACCAGCGGCAGCACAACGAAAUCAGUUACAAGUGAUGGCGAGAGUGGAACGAGUAUCAAAGUAAUUGUGAGAGUACGUCCUCACAAUGACCGAGAGCAGCAGGACAACCACAGAACAGUAAUCAAAGUAGUGGACGAGAAAAUGCUAAUAUUCGAUCCCAAAGUCGAGGAGAAUCCCUUCUUCUACAGAGGAGUUGCCCAAAAGGGUCGAGAUCUUCUGAAGAAGCAGAACAAGGAGCUCCAGUUUAUUUUUGACCACGUAUUCGACAUGAGCUGUUCGAACGAGGAAGUAUUCAAUGGCACAACCAGAGAAAUUAUUUCUGAUUUAUUGGAGGGAUACAACUGCUCUGUCUUCGCUUAUGGAGCCACUGGAGCUGGAAAGACCCACACGAUGCUGGGAAAGGAGGGGGACCCUGGUAUCACGUACAGAACAAUGGCAGAGUUAUUCAGUCAGAUCGAGGGUCAACGAGAGGAGAGGAACUUCACCCUGGGGGUGACAUACCUCGAAAUUUACAACGAGAAUGUUCAGGAUCUCCUUCACAAAUCUGGACCACUAGCGCUUCGAGAGGAUGGUCGUGCUGGGGUGAUCGUUGCCAAUCUGAAGAUCAUAUCCAUCAGCAGUGCAGAUGAACUUCUUCAGCUGCUGGCUCGUGGCAACAAGAACAGAACUCAGCAUCCAACUGAUGCUAAUCAAGAGAGCAGUAGAAGUCACGCAGUUUUUCAAGUAUAUGUCAAUAUGGCAAGUAAAUUGGAUGGGCAGGUGAAGCAGGUGAAGCUUUCGAUGAUAGAUUUAGCUGGGUCAGAGAGAGCUUCUGCCACUGGUUGCAAGGGGGCCAGAUUCAAAGAGGGAGCCAAUAUCAAUAAAUCAUUGCUGGCCCUUGGAAAUUGUAUCAAUAAUCUUGCUGAUGGUGUCAAGCACAUUCCGUAUCGUGAUUCAAAACUAACGAGACUGCUUAAGGAUUCACUGGGUGGAAAUUGUCGUACUGUGAUGAUUGCUAAUAUUGGGCCAUCCAGUAUGAGUUAUGAGGAUACAUACAAUACUUUGAGGUACGCUAAUCGAGCGAAAAAGAUCAAGACACACAUCAAGAAGAACAUCAUCUCCUGUGAAAUGCAUGUUACAAGUUAUAUAAAACUGGUGGACGAUCAGAAGAAGGAGAUAAACCUCCUCAAGCAAAAAUUACUGGCACUGGAGAGCAAGAAUAUACGGUCGAGCUCAUCGCUGGAACCCUCUGAACCAAGUGAAGAAACCCAGAAGGAGAUCAAAGAAUUCACAGAGAGAUUGAAACUCUUGUAUGAACAGAAGAAAUCCCUCAACGAGAAAGUUCUCUCCCUCCAGAGCUCUGAUAAAAUCCUCUGCUCUCGAAUUCAGUACAAAAUUGCCGCUGAUAAACGUCUGCAGAACCUUACAGCAGCUCUGGACCUCAUCCCUGAGGAGCAGAACGCCAGUGGAAAAUCCAGGGUAAAUAAAUCUCUUCUGCAUUUCAAGAGACAACGGGAAGUUGUUAAAAUCCAGAUGGAGCAGACGUGGAGUGAAUUGCAGUCAGUCGAGCGUGAACUCAAUACUCUCAAUGAUGAGAUUAACAAGAAGGGUCUAACAGAGAAAUUGGCCGAUCAGUGUGCAGUCAACAUGACCGAAAUUAAGGCGUGCAGAGUCCAACAGCAGUAUGAACAUUCCAGAAAGAUCUGCAGUCUUCAGCAGUGCGAGAUGGAGUCAAGUGAUACAAUUGUAAAGACCAUGAGUGGACUUCUUCAAAUGUACUAUGGAACCAUGUGUGGGUACAAUAUCAUGACCGACAAGAUGAAGAGUGAGUACAAACAGCUGAUCAAAUCGUUGGAGGGAGUGAGGAACAUAAAGUGGGCUGAUGCUGAUGAGCACAGCCCACAUGAAGACCUCUACAAUCGAACUGGACUUACUCUGGAGGAGUUGAAGGACCCGUUAAACAAUGAAAUCCCAAUUCACACUGCUCUGUACCUCGAGGACGAGGCAACACCUUCUGAGAGUAAAUUAAACAGCACUUUCAAUGGAUCGACAAGUAACGUUAAUUCGCCAAUUGUCGAAACUAAUCUCAAUACCACUAUAACUGUAGAUUCACCCUCCAAUGAUGAGAAAGAAUCGGAGAAAGAAUUUACCAGUGGAGAGGAGAUUAAAGCAAGUCAGUUAAAUAAUACAUUCAAUUUGAUGGAGAAUAAAGUGAAAAAACGUAUUCUAGCUGAUAAGAAUCACACGACUGGUAGAACUCCGAAUAAAGUUAGGAAGAUUUCCCCAAAGAACAAGGUGGCAUCUGUCCAACAGACCAACAUCACCUUCGCAGGAAAGGAGAAUAAGACCACUGCCAAACCCGUCAGUGUUAUGAGUGCUAAGAGUGUGGCAAUUUUGAAUAAGUUGAAAAAUGACAGGGUAAAACUGCUGUCACAAAUAUCCUCGACACCUUAUGAAAACACCAAUAAUGAGCCGGGCGGACUCAAAGCUGUCAGAACCAAGGAGAGGAGAGGCUUGGUCAAUGCCCAUCCCUACCAAAAGAAUCAUAUUAAGCCCAAGUUACCAUUGGCAGCGCCGUCGUCCCGUGUACCUUGGUAGUGUUUUUAUUCCAGAAAAAUAAGAAAAAUGUCCAAAUCCGCAUGUGUUUCAUACAGGUACCAUUUAUACUACACCUUGAGUGAUAAAACGAAUUAUCUUGAUGUAUGUAGCACUUGUAUAAUAUUGAAAGAAUCCAUGAAAAUGCUUUCCUCAUCAUUACACGUUUCAGAAAUGUCUGGACCUCUACUGCCCAUUUUUUUGUAUUCAAUAUUAAUUUUAAUGACUGAAUAAAUGUAGAUUUUUUGAAAUUAUUAUCAAGACGCCAUUGCUUCUCACACUGGAUUGUCCAAGAAGUUUAUUCUACCUUUUUCUCUUAUAUGAUAGAGCAGAUCAAUUUUUCGAGCGAUAAUAAAAUACCACUAGUUCGAUAUCCAUAUGUUUAAAUCCAACGGGAAUAGCUAUUUGAGAAGAGCCUUAUAAUUUUUGUAGAUAAAUCAUUUAUAUAUAUUAUUGUUAUCAAAACUCACCGUGAGCUAAAGGCGAGCAAUAUGACAAUACGUUUUCUAUAUAUGACACUUAGUAGUUUUAUGAAUGUGUAGUGUUUGUAGUAGUCAAUAAAGUUUUUUACAGAA
Fopius arisanus is the source of this 3397-nucleotide messenger RNA. Its product is annotated as Kinesin-like protein at 67A. Gene Ontology annotation, molecular function: microtubule motor activity; ATP binding; microtubule binding. Bases 153 to 2825 code for a protein of 890 amino acids. The record is from RefSeq and is a predicted model, not a curated record. The transcript is spliced from 3 exons. Gene Ontology annotation, biological process: microtubule-based movement. Lineage: Eukaryota; Metazoa; Arthropoda; Insecta; Hymenoptera; Braconidae.